UGGUUUCAAUAUUCUCAUUUUUUCUGUUAUUUAUAUAGAGCAAACUUAAUGGCUAUAGAUUAUGAGCCAGAAAUAAGUUCAAUGGAACAGUUUCUAACGCAAUCAAAACGAAAGAUACACAUUUCCUACCAUAACAAAAACAAAGAAACCUAUUUCCUCAAUGUUUUCAAUGGACUAAAGAAACAAGGGCGCUAUGCUGUUCGUGAUGAAUUAGAAAAGGCAGAUUCCAUCACAAAUAGAGGACAUUGCGUUGUAGUUGAUAUAAACACAAUGAAACAUAUGAUUACAGAACAGCAGCUUAAAGAUGGCAAGGUAACUGUUUCACUAUCCACAAACAAUGAGGGUGGAGGUAUCUUUCUCCAUCAAACAAUAGAUGGCUGGCUCUACAAGAGGGAAGGAGAAUAUUUAGAAACUAUUCAAAGAUUUAUCACACAGCUGACUGAUUCAGGACUGAUGAAACAUUUCCAAAAAAUUCACUACGGAAGAGCUCUGAAAGUGACAGAGACUAAAACUGAACCCGAACCCUUGUACAUGGAGAGCUUUUAUCUUUGCUUCAUCAUAUACUUUAUAGGCUUACUUACAGGUGCAGUGGUCUUUGCCCAUGAGCAUUAUACCUUUAAAAACAAUCUAAUCUGAAGCUAAACAAAGAAUUAAACCAAGACAUUAAAGUGCUAAAAGUUCAAAGUGAAAAUAAUGCUGUAAUCUAAUAGUGUGCUUUAAAAAUUGAACAAGAACAGCAAA
This is a messenger RNA of Eurytemora carolleeae, 741 nucleotides long. RefSeq lists its product as uncharacterized. The coding region runs from base 49 to 636 and encodes 195 amino acids. The record is from RefSeq and is a predicted model, not a curated record. The transcript is spliced from 7 exons. NCBI's taxonomy places the organism in Eukaryota, Metazoa, Arthropoda, Copepoda, Calanoida, Temoridae.